Molecule: messenger RNA, 1613 nt
Organism: Aspergillus aculeatinus CBS 121060
Lineage: Eukaryota; Fungi; Ascomycota; Eurotiomycetes; Eurotiales; Aspergillaceae
Exons: 1
Coding region: 296-1471 (391 amino acids)
Source: RefSeq, a predicted model, not a curated record
CAAUGGUGUGAAUCACUGUCGGGGAUAUCUUCUUCGUUGAUUCCAUCUCAGACUCCACAGUCUAGGAUAAAGAGCUGAAAAUCCGCCAUAGAUCGCACGGCAGGAUCAUUGUCUUGAGACCAAGCCACAAGGUAAAUCCCUCUUAACCUAGACCAUCUUGAAAGACAAGUACGCCCAAGCUGAUCUAUAAAAUGCAUUUCAAUCACCCAGCACCGUCGUAUCGUUCACUCUCAACCCCUUGAUUAUCUGAGUCAGUCUGUACAAAAACCGCAAACCACACCCACAUCUGUACAGAAUGGAUUACAGCGGACUCGUAGUCUCCAGCUUCCUGGACCAGAAGAUCCGAUACACCAUCUUCGGAGCGCCGGUCCUCGAGCUCUACGGCAUGGAGGUCGACUACCCGGAUUUCAGUGGCUAUAUCAUCACGGACAAGCACAUCGAGAGAGCCUGCCAAGCCCUCGAGGAUAACGGUCUCGAGAGCUGCCAACAUGGCGCCGACUGCCCCACCAUGACGGGCCACGAGCAACCGCCCACAGACAUACCUCACUUCCAUUUCCCCCGAGAGGCAACCCGGAUUGUGGUGAGUAACCGCCGCGAAUCCAGCACCACCAGCGAUUCCACUGACUCAUCGUCAUCCACAGGAUCCUCCGCUUCCGGCGACGACGAGCCCUACCAGCCGAUGCUGACCGUCCGGAUCUACCGCAAGAGCGUGUACAUGUGGCAGGCGCGCGACCCGCCGCUGCGCCGGCCGCGCGCCGUCCACGUGGAUUACAUGCUGAGCGGCGAGGGCGAGAACCGCCUGCAGGACAUCGGGCGCAACGACGUGAUACUGCCCAGCUUCGCCUGCUGGGCGGAGACCCUGUUUCUGAAUCUGUGUCGCGACCUGAUCGGGGGCAGCGUGCUGCAGGAGCUGUGGAAGCGCGAGCUCGAGAAGGUCGCCCUCUCCAUACAGGACAACAACUACCUGGACAUCGAGCCGCCGUUCGGGGAGCUCCUCUGGAGCUUCAGGGAGAAUCUCCGCCUGCAACAGGACACACUCACGGUCGGGGCCCGACGGACGCUUCGCAAGGUCUAUGAGGAGUUGCGGCUGACCGGGGAGAUGCCCGAGACGCAGGGCGUCCUGUACUCGGAGCUGGGCCUGGAGCCGCCGGAGCUGGAAGAGGGCAGCGAGGACGGGGACGGGGACGGUGACAGAACUCCUACGGCCCAGCGAUCCUAUGAUUCGGAUGAGGGAUCGGGGGAGACGCUUGCCACUGAAAGUCGAUCUAGCGAUAGUAGUGAGUCCAGGACGGCUGCCGGGUCAUCAGACCAACGCGGAUCCAAUGAGGGCGGUUCCAGCGAGGCCAGUUCCAGCGAGGCCAGUUCCAGCGAGGCCAGUUCCAGCGAGGCCAGUUCCAGCGAGGCCAGCUCCAGCGAGGCCAGCUCAAGUGAGAGCAGUUCAAGCCAAUCUACCAGCGAUGAGGAUGAUUGAUUGGUACGUCGGCUUCAAUGGCUUCUGCGCCCCAGACACAUUUCUCUUGUCGGCGACCACUUUCUUCGAAAGUUGCGUUUACCUACAUCGUUUGAAUUGUCAGCAAUUGCACAGUUAUCUAUAUAAAGUCGAGUUUUCCUGU